This is a messenger RNA of Scheffersomyces amazonensis, 647 nucleotides long. RefSeq names its product transcription initiation factor IIA subunit gamma (gene TOA2). Gene Ontology annotation, cellular component: transcription factor TFIIA complex. The transcript has a single exon. The record is from RefSeq and is a predicted model, not a curated record. Gene Ontology annotation, molecular function: RNA polymerase II general transcription initiation factor activity; TBP-class protein binding. NCBI's taxonomy places the organism in Eukaryota, Fungi, Ascomycota, Pichiomycetes, Serinales, Debaryomycetaceae. Gene Ontology annotation, biological process: RNA polymerase II preinitiation complex assembly; transcription initiation at RNA polymerase II promoter. The coding region runs from base 220 to 597 and encodes 125 amino acids.
ACGUUUGAAAUUUGUAAUAAUGACUGGUACUACUGACUUCUCAGUUGGUGAUCUUUUUUUUUUUUGUAUGCAAACUUUUGUUUUAACGGCGAACAAUGAAAAGUCAAGUGGAGGUGAAAAGGCAAGACGACGUAAUUGUAUUAUAUCAAAAUCCAAAGAUAUAUAUCAUUUAUUUAUAUCAUAUACAAUUAACAAUAUAAACACAUAACAUAUAACAUCAUGAGUAACUCAGCAUAUUAUGAAUUAUAUAGAAGAUCUACUGUGGGAGUAACUUUAGCUGAUGCUUUAGAUACACUUAUAUCAGAUGAAAAGAUACAGCCUCAAUUAGCUAAUACAAUUCUUAGUAAUUUUGAUAGAAUUAUAGCUGAUAAUUUAAAAUUAGAUGCUAAUGUUGCUAAAUCUAAACUUACUUUUAAAGGAGUUUUAUCAUCUUAUAAUCUUUGUGAUGAUGUAUGGACAUUAAUAAUCAAGAAUGUUAUUAUUAAAAUGAGUGAUGUAAGUUCUGAAGGUGCAAGUGUUACUAAUAGUAUCGAUAGUGAAAUUAAUGUCGAUAAAUUUAAAAUUGUUGCCUGUAACUCUAAAAGAGCGGGAGAUUAAUGAAAUUAAGUCCUUUUGUAAUGAAUUUUUUAUGUUGUAUUGUUAUAUAG